Messenger RNA from Nerophis ophidion (straightnose pipefish), 2686 nucleotides. It is a transcript of the gene alx1, whose product is annotated as ALX homeobox 1. The record is from RefSeq and is a predicted model, not a curated record. Bases 839 to 2038 code for a protein of 399 amino acids. Gene Ontology annotation, molecular function: DNA-binding transcription activator activity, RNA polymerase II-specific; RNA polymerase II transcription regulatory region sequence-specific DNA binding. The transcript is spliced from 4 exons. Gene Ontology annotation, biological process: embryonic skeletal system morphogenesis; positive regulation of transcription by RNA polymerase II; negative regulation of DNA-templated transcription. NCBI's taxonomy places the organism in Eukaryota, Metazoa, Chordata, Actinopteri, Syngnathiformes, Syngnathidae.
UGUACAAUACAAAAUAUAUUAUUUGUGUAAGACUUUUAUAAAAAACAUUAAGUAAAAAAAAAAAAAAGGCAACACAAAUAAUUGCAAAUAAUGUAAAAACAUAAUAAAAUACAAAUUGCCGUAUUUCCUUGAAUUGCCGCAGGGCAUAUAGUAUGCGCCUGCCUUGAAUUAUUGCCGGGUCCAACUCGCCUCGCAAAAUAAUUAACGAGUAACACUUCCCCUGUCAUCAUUUUCAAAAUGGAGGAGGCUGAUUUCAAUACCGGUAAUUUGAAAUCACAUAAAGGGAAGAAGAUUAAGAGCUAUUCAGUAGGCUUUAAGGUCCAAGCUUACAUCACACUCAAAUUUUUACUGCAUGCCUUUGGUAAGUGCCGGAGUGAGAAGAGGUUAUAAAAUAAUUAGUGCAUCCUUACAUUUACCGCAUGCCUUUGGUAAGCUCAGGAGUGAGAAGAGGUUUUAAAUUAAUUAGCGCCCCGGCGGCAAUUCAAGGAAAGACGGUAACUGUAGAAAUAUGUACAAUACACAAAAUAUAUGUUUCAUAUGUUUUAGAAUUACAUACAAAUAUUGGGUAAAAAAAAAUUGAUAAAUACAAUAAAUAAAGUAAAAUAUAACACAAUAAAAGUGUAAUUUAACAACUAAUUUUUAUAAAUUAAAUAUAUUUUUAACAUUUAAUUACAUUUUAAAUGGAGAAUGUUUACAAUUGGUUUCAAUCAUGGUUAAUGAGCAUUGGUUCAUUCAUUUUAUUGACAAUCCCCUAAAUAUACAUAAACUGACUGCUAGGUUUGCAACUAAUAUAUUUUGGAAUAUAUCAUGUUUAGAUGCAAAUUAGUACACCAUCAAUAUGUUUACCCACGAAGUGAAAGUGAAAGUUAAAAAAAGUUUGAAGAAGAAAUUUCAUCGUUUUAGUUACUUAUUUGUCAGCAGUUGUUGCUUCCCUGGCUCGGUUCUGUUGUGCCUGGACGCCCUGGACCCGCGGUGGGAGGAGUCGCGUCUCCAAGUGGGGCCAGCAGGACCGGGGGUGUCCUCGGAGGACUUGCGGGGGCUCCCUAUAAAGACUUGCUGCUGCGCGCCGCACAUCAUGCUGAUGACCAGGAUGAUGACGAUGGACUUCAUGGAAGACAAGUUCGGGCUGAAGAACCAGGCCAUGAAGGCCGGGGACUACUUCGCGGAGCCGGUCAUGGAGAGCCUGGACGGCGGGGGCUACUUCGCCAAGUCUCCCUCGAAAUGCGCGCAGGCCUUCGGGCUGACGGAGCACCGCGGCUCGCCUCGCGGAGACCCGCACGGAGUGAGUGCGGUUGUUUGCAGGCGGCUACGGCGCGGCCAAAGCCGGGGAGGAGGGCGGCGGCUGCGCGGCGGAGGAGGACCGGGGCGACAACAAGGUGACAAGCAGCAAGAAGCGGCGGCACAGGACCACCUUUUCCACGGCGCAGCUGGACGAGCUGGAGAAGGUCUUCCAGAAGACGCACUACCCGGACGUCUACGUGCGGGAGCAGCUGGCCACCAGGACGGAGCUGACCGAGGCCAGGGUGCAGGUGUGGUUCCAGAACCGAAGAGCCAAGUGGCGGAAGAGAGAACGUUACGGACAAAUCCAACAAGCCAAAAGUCACUUUGCAGCCAGCUACGAUCUCGCCGUGUUGCCUCGCAGCGACAGCUACACACAGAUCCCAAACAACUUGUGGUCCAGUCCGCCUGCCGCCGGCUCCGUGGUGUCGCCCUGCAUGCUCCCCCGAGGCUCCCCCCCCUGCGUGGCCUCCUACUCGCCCCGCUCGGCCUCGGGCGCCGCCGACCACGGCUACUUCCAAAACCAGCAGAGCCAGUUGGGCCACGUCUCCCUCAACAGCUUCUUCGGCGCCGACCCCCUUCUCACGACGGCCCCCAACGGCCACCACCACCCCCACCACCACCACCACCACGCCUUCGAGACCAAGCCCGAGUUGGAGAGGCGCUCGUCCAGCAUCGCCGUGCUGCGCAUGAAAGCCAAGGAGCACGCCGCCAACAUCUCCUGGGCCAUGUGAUCCCGGCUUCUAGAACUUUGGGGUGACUCCGCUUCAUAACGCUGCUGGUUCUUUGGAGGUGGAGCCCCUCACUGCUCCUGUCAAUCAAAACCAAACUAAUCGGUGCCAUCAGGAGCAAAAUGUUGGACGAAUGUGGACUUUGAAGGCUCCAGUUAGCGGACAUUCUGCUGUCCUUCAUUUGGAUCCACUACUGCAGUGUUUUUUUUUGUUGUUUUUUUUAAUAAACACCGACACUCAUUUUCCUCCUGGACCGGACUGACGUCUUCUUGUGCUUUGCAGGAAAGUUCUGGUCCUGGCAGGUCCACAUGAGGGUGCAUGUUUGCGCUGAGAAGGAUGUUGAUGUUUCUGUACAAAGCGAACAAAUCACUUCAUUCUUUCAUGUGUGCCAUUGUCUCCUCCGCCAGGGGGCAGAAACAACUUCAUCAAGAACAUUUCACCUUAGAAGUUCUUACUGCAGCCUAUUUAGGCGGCAGACUUCUUAGACCGAAUAAAUAAUCACAAUCAGACUUUAAGAAACGUUCAAUUCCUCCAUCUUCUUGACGUUGACAAGAUUUAUGCCGAUUAAAAAUGACCAAAGUUGUCUUUCUUCUCAGUAAAAUCAUAAACAUACUUCAUGUUUUGUUUUAAAAUAAGGAGUUCAAUCCCAUUAAAACAGACUCUGCUGCUUUUUGUGU